CACAAAAGCCUGAACUGCGCGUGCUGGAUCUCACCGAUUCCUCGCCCUUCUUUUGAAGCUCUACAAAUCAUCCCGAAAGCUCUGAAAAACAAUAAUGGAUGGCAGACUAUUUACCAUAUAAAAUAGGGUUUAUUAGCCUAAAAUCUGCAGACAUUCUUACAUACAGUGAAAUCCCAUGGCGGGGCAGAGGGAAUCGCGAUAAGGGUUUUUUCUACAUUCGCCCUGUAGACUAUCCAAUGUGCAAAUCGAUGAUAGAGUGAGUUCACGGAAACAUGUACGGACGAAGCAUCGUUUGCGUCCUCGUGUUUUUACUGGUUAGAGUGGAGAUUGCAGGGGGCUUCUCGGGGGAUGGUAGGGUGUAUCCGGCACGGCAUUACGGUCGCCAGGUGCCAGUCACUCCACGGUAUCGACGCGCGGGCCUCCGGGAACAGGAGCAGGCGCUGAAACUCACCAGUGCAUCUGCUCAUGCCCAGUCCCAUGCUCGAGUUGCCAAGGUGAUGCCCUCCACACUCCUGGAGCCGCAUUUUCAGCAGGUUGUGCAGGACCACUCAGGACUCAGCCUGCUCGCCAGGGCGGAAGACCAAGAGGUGCAUGUGGAGGACACACCUGUGUCAGCGCGUCACAUCGUCACCAUGGCUCUCCAGGUAGAUGUGGGACAGUUAAAUAUCACUCUUCUGCAAUCGUUCCGGGCAGGUGUGGCAGCAGCUCUGGCUAUUUCUCCCAGACGAGUGCAUAUCAACCGCCUGAACGAGCAGACGAAUGGCAUUGAGCUCUACGUGUCGUCUGAGCAGAUCGGAGCGUCCGAGCCAGUGUCUUCGGAGGAAGUGAUCCGCUCCUUAAACAUCAACACCCUCCAUCACAGCCUCGAGCCCUUCGGCAUCACGCAGGUCUCCUCUGAGAAGAAUGUGCUUCAUGGCCAGCAUGAGGGGGACGUGUGGAACAGAGAGGGAUUCUACGUGGUGGUCAUCUUCCUCACAAUCUUCAUCAUCAUUGUCACGUGUUUAAUGGUGCUCUACCGCCUUAAGGAGAAGGGCGAGUACUCGGAUCGGCACCUGAAGGACCCAGGCCCUGCGGUGCGGGAGGUCCACCUGACCCCCGUGGCCCCGCAUGGCAGCCAACCGGUGCUGAUCUACUCCAGCAUGGUGCAGGCCAGUUUGUGCCCCCAGCCUGCCUGUAGCCCCGCCUCCACCGCUGUCACCGCCUGUAGCCCCGCCUCCAACGCCGACACCACCGUCAUUGCCUGUAGCCCCAGCAACUCCCCCGCGGUGCCCAGCCGUGACGCCACAAAGCCGCCCACCCACACCGGCUGCAGCUCUGAGCCGCAGGGCCCCUCCGGUCCCCCAGGGCCCCUGGCCCCUGAGAUCAGACCCUGUUUCUCGUCAAGCCUGUCCCCCUUCAAGAUGAAGCCCGCGGCAGGCCUGCAGGAACGCCGUGGCUCCAACGUCUCUCUAGUGCUGGAUAUGAGUGCGCUGGGCUCCGUGGAACCACUGAGCUGCAGCGUCACCACGCCACGGGAACGAGCCGCGCAGGAGUACCUGCAGUCUGCCAGCCGAGUCCUCACACGCCAGCAGCUCCAAGACGUUGCACUCAACACGCAAGCUCUGCAAGUGGAGUUUGCAGAAAUCCCAAUGAACUUUGUGGAUCCAAAGGACCUGGAUAUCCCUAGUCAUGGAACCAAAAACAGAUACAAGACCAUUUUACCCAAUCCUCAUUCCAGAGUUGUUCUAAGGAUCCGGAAUACCAACGAUCCUCUCAGCUGUUACAUUAACGCCAACUACAUACGGGGUUACCUCAGAGAAGACAAAGCCUUCAUCGCCACACAGGGCCCCAUGAUCAACACCGUGAACGAUUUCUGGCAGAUGGCGUGGCAAGACAACUGCCCCGUCAUCGUCAUGAUCACCAAACUCAAAGAGAAAAAUGAGAAAUGUGUCUUGUACUGGCCUGAAAAGCGUGGGAUUUAUGGGAAGGUGGAGGUCCUCGUGAAUGGCGUCAGGGAGUGUGAGCACUACACGGUGCGCUCCCUCACACUUAAACAAAGUGGUCAAAGCCGUAAAGUCUGCCACUACUGGUACACGUCAUGGCCGGACCAUAAGACCCCAGACAGUGUCGGGCCCUUGCUCCAGCUCAUGACUGACGUAGAGGAAGCCAGACAUGCUCUGGAUGCCUGUGGUCCCAUUGUGGUUCACUGCAGCGCUGGGAUUGGUCGGACGGGCUGCUUCAUCGCCACGACGAUAGGCUGUCGUCAGCUGCGUCUGGAGGGUGUGGUGGACAUCCUAAGCAUUGUCUGCCAGCUCAGAGCAGACAGGGGUGGAAUGAUCCAGACUGGAGAACAGUAUGAGUUUGUCCACCAUGCCUUGAGUCUGUACGAGAGCCAGCUGUCGGCAGAAACCAGCCGUUGACCCCAGACAGAGUGGAGGAUGGUGGGACAGGAUGCCAGUCUGGUUUCACCAGGAAGAGACGGUGGAGAUGGUGCUGUUUCGCCACUCACACCAGAACACAGUCUACGUGAUUCUGAAGAUGAUAUAACCUGGAGGUUAUGGAGUUAAAAUCCGUCAAGAUACCUGAAAGACUUCAGCAAAUGUGAUGUGCUCUUGUGCUCUUAUCUCUGAUAUAUGAGGACCCUUGUAUGCCUCUAAGGCCUUUGUGUCCUGCUCUCGCUGUCUCACAUGAAGCUGCCCUAAACCUUAACACCUCCUCUCCACUCCAACCUUCACCUUAGCCCUUCCCAUUUCAACUCUGAGUGGCUGGUGGUACUAGUUUUCAACUUAAGAGUCUUUAUCAUUAGCACUUUUCCCACAAAGUUUAAAACUACGUUACUGUGCAUAGUGUACUUGAAGACUGUUAAAAGCAUCAUGUCUUUUGUGAAUAUCUCAUCAGUUAUCAUUAAUAACUUACAAAAUAAUUAUUCAGUGUAUCAGUGGAUACACUGAUUAUUAAA
Molecule: messenger RNA, 2938 nt
Organism: Electrophorus electricus (electric eel)
Lineage: Eukaryota; Metazoa; Chordata; Actinopteri; Gymnotiformes; Gymnotidae
Gene: ptprr
Product: protein tyrosine phosphatase receptor type R
Biological process (GO): protein dephosphorylation; signal transduction
Cellular component (GO): plasma membrane; cytosol; cell junction
Molecular function (GO): protein tyrosine phosphatase activity; protein kinase binding
Source: RefSeq, a predicted model, not a curated record